Messenger RNA from Cyclopterus lumpus (lumpfish), 2350 nucleotides. RefSeq names its product mitochondrial calcium uptake 1 (gene micu1). The transcript is spliced from 14 exons. Gene Ontology annotation, biological process: mitochondrial calcium ion homeostasis; calcium import into the mitochondrion. The record is from RefSeq and is a predicted model, not a curated record. Gene Ontology annotation, cellular component: uniplex complex. The coding region runs from base 158 to 1639 and encodes 493 amino acids. Gene Ontology annotation, molecular function: calcium ion binding. Lineage: Eukaryota; Metazoa; Chordata; Actinopteri; Perciformes; Cyclopteridae.
GUGCGCGUGCGCAUCGCCCCGCGCGCUUGUUUCUCAACGCGGAACUGCUGUUUACGCUGCGGAGCAUCUCUGCAGACACAAGAGGGGAAGACAACACGCCGGAGACUCUUUUUUUUAAUCAUUCGGGACUGACGGGCGUUUCGUAUCGUCGCUAACAAUGUUCCACUUGCGGGCGUUAUCAGCAGUUUCACUGGGGCUAGCGCAGUUGUCCCGGCGCUACCACAGUGGGGCGGUGCGAGGCUCCGGCCGGAGGAGGCUGAUGCUGGCAGCCUUGGCUGGUGUAACUGGUGUGUCUGCUACUGCUGGACUGCUCUGGAAAAGUGCAUAUGCAGAGGCAGGGUCCUCCGUUCAACACUCUGAACCACCAGGCGGAGAGGGGGUUGAUUUUGUGAGGGAUGCAGCCGCUGAGGCAGAGUCUGAGAAAUCGGUGGAGGCCAGCAGCGGCGACGAAGAAGCAAAUGAAGGUGGUGAGGGAAAAAAAAAGAAGGCACGCUCUGGAUUCCGUGACCGCAAGGUGAUGGAGUAUGAGAACAGGAUAAGAGCCUACUCAACCCCAGACAAGAUUUUUCGCUACUUUUCAACGCUGAAGGUCAUUGGCGAGCAUGGAGAUGCUGAGGUUUACAUGACGCCCCAGGACUUCAUACGUUCCAUCACACCUAACGAGAAGCAACCUGAGAGUCUAGGCCUGGAUCAGUUCAUUGUGAAGCGAUUUGAUGGAAAGGACUUCUGGCAGACGGAGAAGAUCGCCCAGGAGAGGGAGAAGUUUGCAGAUGAGGACAGCAUAUUUUUCACAUUGGGAGAAUGUGGCCUUAUCUCCUUCUCUGACUACAUCUUCCUCACCACUGUGCUGUCCACUCCCCAGAGGAACUUUGAGAUUGCUUUCAAGAUGUUUGAUCUGAAUGGUGAUGGAGAGGUGGAUCUGGAGGAAUUUGAACAGGUCCAGAGCAUCAUUCGUUCCCAGACCAGUAUGGGCAUGCGACAUCGCGACCGCUCUACCACAGGAAACACGCUGAAGACAGCCGGCUGCAGCUCGGCUCUCACCACCUACUUCUUUGGAGAAGACCUGAAGGGAAAACUUACCAUUGGCAGCUUUCUGGAGUUUCAGAGGAAGCUGCAGCAUGAUGUGCUCAAACUAGAGUUCGAGAGGAACGAUCCUGUGAACGGCAGAAUCAGCGAGAGACAGUUUGGGGGUAUGCUGCUGGCCUACAGUGGCGUCCAGUCUCGUAAACUCAAGCAGAUGCAGAAGGGCUUGAAGAAGAUGUUUAAGGAUGCACAGGGCAUCACAUUUGAGGAGGUGGAGAAUUUCUUUACCUUCCUAAAGAAUGUGAACGACGUGGACACAGCCCUAAGUUUCUACCACAUGGCUGGAGCCUCCAUAGACAAAGUCACCAUGAAGCAGGUGGCCCGCACCGUGGCCAAAGUGGAGCUGUCGGACCACGUGUGUGAUGUGGUGUUCGCUCUGUUCGACUGCGACGGGAAUGGAGAGCUUAGUAAUAGGGAGUUCAUAGCAAUUAUGAAGCAGCGGCUCAUGCGCGGGCUGGAGAAACCGAAGGACAUGGGCUUCACUCGGCUGGUGCGGGCCAUGUGUAAGUGUGCCCAGGAUACGGCCUGGGACUUUGCCACACCGAAGACCCAAUAGAGACUGCGUGUGAAUAAAGCAGCAGCAGCAGCAGCAGCAAAGACCUUUCUUUACCUUCAACAGGUCUCAAUGCUUCAAACGGACAAUUAAUGCAACGGACUCAUUUGGACUGCAGCUCUGAGAUGCAACUUUAACCAUUAAUGCAUGUUGCUGUAGUUCAAACUAUCAAUGUAGUGGCUGGAGCAUGCUGACGCAGCACUCUGUCCCUGAAAGGCUCCUCUAGCAUGCCUGUCCAAAGCAUCGUGGGUAUUUGUAUAUAUUAAAACGAUUAUUUCUGCCAUAUUCUAUUGAGGAAUGCAGUGUCAGCAGGUAACUGGGACCCCUUGUCAAACGCUAUAAAAAAACGGCUCUUUUAUCUUUGCAUUUAACCCGUUUUACUGCAAAAGAAUCAAUCUUAUGUGACCUUCAGCUGUAUAAAUGCUGCAGUAUGUCUGUUCUACACAAACAAAGCCGUAGUUAUUUCUUUGCUGCGACAGAACGCAGACGUCUGUAAUCUUGUUAGCGCCUCUUCGUCCCGUCUGCUGGCUCCAAGUGCGUCUUCAUUUUGUCCCUGAAAAGAUCAAUGAUGCUCAUCUUGCUUUACAAUGUACUGUUCAGAGUGUGUAUUCUUCUAAUUAUUAUUGCCCACGAAAAAACACUUUAUAAAAGACGGAUGUUAAAAGAAAUGCAAUAUUAAAGAUGUUUUUAAUAAAAAUAAAUACGUAAAACUGA